Messenger RNA from Durio zibethinus, 2996 nucleotides. Its product is annotated as E3 ubiquitin-protein ligase RSL1-like. The record is from RefSeq and is a predicted model, not a curated record. NCBI's taxonomy places the organism in Eukaryota, Viridiplantae, Streptophyta, Magnoliopsida, Malvales, Malvaceae. Gene Ontology annotation, biological process: protein ubiquitination. Gene Ontology annotation, molecular function: RNA-DNA hybrid ribonuclease activity; ubiquitin-protein transferase activity; zinc ion binding.
AAGAAAAAAAGUAUUUUCUUAUUCUCUUACGCCAUUAGCACCAGAUUUUUUUUUUCUUUUUCUUCUUUCUCUCUCCACAUAAUGAUCCUGUCUUAAUCUAAUUCUCAGUAAAAUAAUAAAAAUAGUUUUUUCUUUUUUUUAAUUUUCUGGCACGAAGCAGCUUGUCAGAAAAUUAGGGCUUUAAUACCCAUUCACAAGACUGCGCGAAAAUUCCCUUCCAGAUAAGGUUCCAAGCCAUGGUUUGGAUAUCAGUAAUCACUUGAAGUGUAAAGAGUAGCAGAGCUCGUUUUCAGAUUAUUUGGAGGAAUUGGUCUUGAAAAAUGGAGGAUCAAGUAGUUUUGCCUGAUGAGUCCUUUGUAUCAUUCGUUAGCGAAGUUAGAGUAGAAGAAGACGAGGAAGACUUUCGGAGCUGUUGUGAAGAUGAUGAGGUAUGGAAGGAAACUGAAGAGGUGGUAAAGGAAGAAGAAAAGGAAGAGUUCGAUGAAUUUUCAGUGAAGAUGUUCUUCAAGGGCAUCUCUUUAGCUGAGACUGGCGACUCUAGUUCUGGGUUUUCAGGAAUUGGGGUGGUCAUGGAGAGAUCAGCCGAUAGCCCUGUUAUUCAAGUGCAGAAAAAGCUUGACUUUUAUGUGGAGGAAUCCGUGGCUGAUUAUUUAGCUUUAAUGGAUGGUUUGACAGAGGCUAUAGAGAAUAAAAUCCACCGUGUAUACGCUUUUACUGAUUCAGCAAUGUUAUAUGAUCAGAUUACAUGCGACAAGAAACUUGAUAAUGCACUUGUGAUGGCAUUGAGGGAAAGAAUCCUAGAACAUACCCGUAAUUUGGAAGAGUUUGUUCUGAAACUCGUUCCAACCAUCAAUCUUUUGAGGCCAUUGCAGCUAGCCCAAGUAGCAAUAGGAGUCGUUUCUUCUCCUACCAAGGGAGAUAACACUCCUGAAAAUUGUUCUAUCUGCUGUGAUGAGAAACCAUCAUUGAUGAUGAUCACCAUGAAGUGUUCUCAUAAAUUCUGUUCCCAUUGUAUGAGAACUUAUGUGGAUGGUAAACUGAAGUCGUCCCAAGUCCCAAUCAGGUGCCCUCAGUUAAGAUGCAAGUAUUACAUCUCCACUGCUGAGUGUAGAUCUUUUCUUCCACUGGCUUCCUAUGAGUCUUUAGAAAGAGCCCAAACAGAAGCAAAUGUUCUUCGCUCAGAUGGAAUCUACUGUCCUUAUCCAAAUUGUUCUGUCUUGCUUGAUCCACGUGAAUGCUUGUCAACUAGGGCAAGUUCAUCUAGUCAAUCAGAUAAUAGCUGUGUUGAGUGCCCAGUUUGUCAAAGGUUUAUAUGUGUGGAAUGUGGAGUUCCGUGGCAUUUGUCAAUGAGUUGUGAAGAGUAUCAGAACCUCCCUCUCGAGGAAAGAGAUGCUGCAGAUAUUACCUUACAUCGCUUGGCACAAAACAAUAGGUGGAGGCGUUGCCAGCAGUGCCAUAGGAUGAUUGAACUUACUCAAGGUUGCUACCACAUGACGUGCUGGUGCAGGCAUGAGUUCUGUUAUUCUUGUGGUGCUGAAUACAGGGAUGGUCAACAGACCUGUCAAUGUGCCUUUUGGGAUGAAGACAACUCUGACGACUUGGUAACGCAUUCUGUCCAGGAAUCAGAACAAUGGGCAUGGGAGACUUUCAAUUCACUCCCUAUGAUCAUGGAUGCCUACUCAGACCAAGAAAGAUCACAGCUGGCGCUAAUCCAAAGGUUCCUUGCUGGGGGCUUUAGUCUGAGUGACCAUCAUCCAUAUCAAUCCCCACCCCGCUGUACAGAUUCCUAUGUAGAUGCCAUGAAGGACCUCCAUCAGCUUCCUUGGCUUGAGAGAUUUGUCUCUGUAAUAAGUGACAACUACUACGAAGACUAUAUCCAAUGAAGGCCUUUUCCAUCAAUUUCUCUCCCAAAGUCUCCACACUUUCCUUCACUAACCUAUAGGCAAAGCCAUGCGGUUUAACUUUAAAGUUCCAAUAUCCCUAGCAGCCUACCCAUCCACCAUCCACGGUGCCAUUUUCAUGGGGUUUAUUAAUAGCAGUUCAACUGUGGACUGCGGUCCAAUGUUUUUAAAUCUAGGUCUUACUUAGCACACAAAAUGGCUGUGCUCAUAGGCAUAGCUGAACUGGAUCGUACAAUGGCCUAUUUUAUUUGAGGAGUCAGUUUCCUGUUUAACCAGUUCAACAGCCGGUUUGACUGGGUUAUAGAUAUGGGUUCCAAGCCUCCAACAUCGAAUUAGGAUAGGCUUGGAAUAUGGAACGAGAUCAGGAUCUGUCGCUUUGAUUUCACUCGUGCCUGGUGAACUGGACUAGUACCAUGGACGGGCGGCAUCAAUUUUGCCAAGCGAUACCCAUUAUAUCUUGGUUUAUGUCAUUCGUCAACUGAAACGAAAUCCAAGUUUUUACAGAUUGUGUUGUUUAUUUCGUAUGUUCUGCAUAUUGUAGAUUCUUAACAGGUAAUAAUGAACGUAACGUAGCCUUCCGAAGUCGUUCCAGCAAGACUUGGAGACAGAGGCAAAGCCAAACCACAUGCAAUUUUAUUUAUUUUUUUGUUCAGGCAGGAGGGAAUGGACAGAAGGAGAUCUUCACUCAAAAUCAGGACCUUUAAAUCUUUAUAAAACAUCUUUAGGCACUAGAUCAAUAGGUGAAUGACAAAAACAUGCAAUUUUUUACUAUCCUACAGGAAUCACUCACUAGAACACCCUUCAAUGAUCAGUAUUUUCCCUCGUUUUUUCGCCUGAUUACUGGCUUUAUAAUUAUAGAUGCCAUCACAGUAAAAAUUGCAACAAGCUUUCGUUUUUCAUAAUUUAUUUUUCUGUGGGGUGCCACUGGCACGUCUAUUUUAACCAUCUCUCAUCUCCUAGUGCAUCCACCCACCAUCUUUUUUUUAUUUAAUCUUAACAGCACUAGUAUUUCAUUUUCACUUGUACUGAUAACAGGCAGGCCAUGGGAGAGCUUUCUUCUGGGUAUAUAUAUGGCGGUGAAACUACAGGGACAAA